AUGAGUCCGAGGGCUGUCUCGCCGAGGGCGCGUGAUGGUGAGAGGCGUGAUUUCGAAGACCUGGAGGCGAGAUUCUUUGAUGACCUUAAAGUUAAGCAGAGUGAAGAGGAUGACCGCUUAGAGUACGAGUACGAGGCGACAAAGGCCCAAAUCUCCGUCAAGCUUGAGGAGGCGCUGCGGGAGAAGGCGGCGCUCGAGCGAAAGCUGGAGGCCGUCAACGCUCGUGUCGUGCUGCACAAUGAGAGUCUUGAAAAGCUUACGGAAGACUACAAGGUCACGCUUGCAAAGUUGGCUACGAGCCGGAGGAAAGCCUACUAUGAUAUGCAGGAGCAUUUCAAGAAUAAUCGCGAUGAGGGAUCGCUGGAUGUUGAUCUGAUAACGCAGCUCCGGAACCUCGGGCCCAAGAUGGCCGUUGUGCCUGGAGAGGAGGACGAGCGAGUUGUUGUGGACGGCGAUAACGAUUUGACGGGCGCUUCUGUAUAUCAUUCCGAUGGGCGCCUCAUCGGAAAAAUCAAGAAAGUGCCCGUGGGGACACCCGUCGUCGACAUCUUACUGGACCUCCCCAUCAAGAGAGACGUUUCUAUUCGAGCCGGACGCAAGUUCAAUGCUGUAAACUUGGAACCCAUUUAUAACGAGCUCCACGGCACAAAGCCUUCCAAAUGGGUCGCGUUCAUGGUCCAAGCCGUCGGCGAGAUCCAGACUCCUCCUUGCACCACCUGCGCCAAGUCGACUGGCCCGUUCGCCGAAUGUAUCAAAGUCCGUGGUGAGCUGUUUGGGAGGUGCGGGAACUGCGAAUGGGCCAGGCAAGGCUGUCACCCGAUCUUCGUGAUUCCCGACAGCCAGGAGACGGCGGCAACGACAGACGUCGAAAUGAAAGACGCACCUCCGCAUUCGAGUAUAACAGCCUCGACGAAUAGCGACGUAGACGGCCGACAACCUUUGAUAUUGAAAAAGGCACCAGUUUCGUCUCAGAAGACAGAGACCGAUGACAAACCAUCAACCUCUCGCGAACCGCAACCCGUCCCUACUGGUCCUGCUGGCGCGCCCGAAACGACGGCAUCAUCCCAUCGGCCGAUUGCUCCAGCGCCGCCACGCUCAGAGCAGGCUGCCACCUUAGAUGACAAUGUCGAAGCCCGCGCGAAAUCACCCGCGGGAUCUGCGAACAUCCCCGACAUCGACCCUGCCGAGCGCGAGCUACUCGUCAACCCGCCUCUUGCCCUCCGUGACAACGGCAUCGUGUAUACCGAGCCCGAGCUCAUGGCCGGCGUGCCCGUCGAGAAGAUUGACCAGAACCAUCCGUAUUGGGAUCCGGUGUGGAAAGAUCCCGUUGCAAACGCGAAGACCGUGCUCGCUGGCUACAAGGAGAAGCACGAGGCCUGUCUGAGCGAUGUCAGCGGGACUAAGUCCAAUAACAAGUUCCUCCUCGGUCGGCAAGUUAAGCGUGGUUACACGAUUCUAGAGUUUCUCGAAAACGGCUCGUUCAGUCCGUACCAAUUCGUAGCGAAGAAGUGGAUGACGCCCGGCAUCAUUACGUACGAUACGCUCUUCCGGCUGGCGGCUACUCUUGAGGAGCUCGAGAAGUUCAAGAUCAAGGUGACUCCCGCCGAGUGGAUGAGGCAACGCUUCUAUGAGAUUAUGCUCGCCGAGGGGGACCAGUUCAGCUUGACGAAGACGCUGAAGGAUUUUUACCGUGAUCCGAAGCUUCAGGCGCUGAGGGCUCUCUGCGGGUUUGGGAAUAUUGGAAGGCCGUCCGGGGCGAAGGCGGGCGAGGGUCCUCGCAGCAAGAGCCCCGGCUCGAGGCUUGACAGGCAGAGGCGGAGGGAAAGGGGUGGCGCUUCCGCCAAUACAUCGUCUGGCGGAACAAGCCGUCCAUCGAAGCGUCCGAAAAUUGCAGGUCCCCUGCAUCAGCUGCAGGUAAAGCAACAACAGCAACAACAACUUGACGUCUUGGCCGAAGCAGCGCCAACCGCCGAGGGUGGGGAGGGAAAGGAACAAGACCAAAAAGAACAAAAGCAGCAAACAGCGACGGCACAAGACGAAUUCGCCUACGAGGGCUUCACGGACACAGACUCUCUCUGCGGAGAUUCGGUCGAUAACGACGACUACAAAGUCCGGCAGGUGCGCACGCGACAGCACACGACCCCCCUCGAGGGUACGCAAUACUGGCACUUCAUCCAGGGCUACGAGGACCUAGGAACGUGGGAGCUGCACCUCCUGCAGAGGACGAACCCGCCCGACUGGGUGCGGUACGAGCCGCCGUUCAACUUUGGCGUGUUCCUCGACGAGAUCAUCGCCAUCACGCAUCACCCUGAUAGCUUGAAGAUCCACGUCAAGUUGACGGUUCCUGAGGGCGAGGAGGGCACGGAGGGGUAUGUGAAGGGGGAGGUUAUGACGUGGUUUAAGAGGGAGAGGACGAAGAGGCGGUUGUUGGCUUCAUGUCGGGAGAAGGGGAUUGCGAUUUCAGUAGCCGAGAGCGUGUCGAACCUUGAGAAAAUGUGGGAUGAGCUCGGCGAGCAUUCCCAGCAGCUCACCGGACUUUGGGACGGUAACGGCGAGAACGAGUAA
Molecule: messenger RNA, 2565 nt
Organism: Scedosporium apiospermum
Lineage: Eukaryota; Fungi; Ascomycota; Sordariomycetes; Microascales; Microascaceae
Exons: 2
Coding region: 1-2565 (854 amino acids)
Source: RefSeq, a predicted model, not a curated record